Molecule: messenger RNA, 1623 nt
Organism: Vicugna pacos (alpaca)
Lineage: Eukaryota; Metazoa; Chordata; Mammalia; Artiodactyla; Camelidae
Gene: ALX3
Product: ALX homeobox 3
Biological process (GO): regulation of transcription by RNA polymerase II
Molecular function (GO): DNA-binding transcription factor activity, RNA polymerase II-specific; RNA polymerase II transcription regulatory region sequence-specific DNA binding
Source: RefSeq, a predicted model, not a curated record
CCCGCGGAAGCUGAGGAGAAGGCCUCCAAAGCUGCCAGCUUCCCCCAGCUGCCCUUGGACUGCCGAGGGGACCCCAGAGACAGGCCCUCUAACGUGCCAAGCUCCCCAGGCCCCUGCCUGGCCAGCCUACGUGCCCCUCUGUCCCCGGGACUCCCUGACUCCAUGGAGUUGGCCAAGAACAAGAGCAAGAAGCGCCGUAAUCGUACGACCUUCAGCACAUUCCAGCUGGAGGAGCUGGAGAAAGUCUUCCAGAAAACCCACUACCCUGAUGUGUAUGCCCGGGAGCAGCUGGCUCUGCGCACGGACCUAACCGAGGCCCGGGUACAGGUCUGGUUUCAGAACCGCAGAGCCAAGUGGCGGAAGCGUGAACGUUAUGGGAAGAUCCAGGAGGGGCGGAACCCCUUCACGUCUGCCUAUGACAUCUCUGUGCUGCCUCGAACCGACAGCCAUCCCCAGCUGCAGAACUCCCUGUGGCCCAGUCCAGGGUCUGGGAGCCCUGGGGGCCCCUGCCUCGUGUCUCCAGAGGGCAUCCCCUCCCCAUGUAUGUCUCCGUACUCCCACUCUCAUGGGAAUGUGGCUGGCUUCAUGGGGGUGCCAGCCUCUCCUGGAGCCCACCCUGGUAUCUACUCCAUCCACAGCUUUUCCCCCGCUCUAGGGGGCCACAGCUUUGAGCCCUCCCCAGAUGACGACUAUAAGUCUCCAAGCCUCAUCUCACUCAGGGUGAAGCCCAAGGAGCCGCCCAGCCUGCUGAACUGGACCACGUGAUCUGUUGCGUGGACACGCAGACUGAGCUGCCCAACCCCAUUUCUGUUCCCAGCUGCUCCCACCCCACCCCGGCCUGGAUGCCAGAGAGGACACACCUCUGCCUCCAAGCCCCAGAUGGUUCCUGGAGGCCCCGGCAGAGCAGCUGGGACCCUCAGGCUUCCGCAGGGAAAAGCUACAGAGUCUUUUCUCUUAGAAUAAGGUGGGGCUGUCCAGGAAAGAGCAGGCUUCAAACGGGUAGGAUUCUUCCUACCAUACAGUGGGUCCCCUCACCCAAACUCUGGGCUGGAGGAGGAAGAUACUGCCCUGCUUCCUUCAGACUUCGCCUGUCAUCCCUCCAGCUGAAACAGCUUAACUGACUCCUCAUUCAGGGAAUGCAGGAAGAUGAGAGGAGGAGGACACAGGUUGAAAUAGGAGCUCCUUGCCACUUAGGGGAAACCAGGGCCUUGUAUGAUCACUAGGGCCGGCUUCACUGGCCCCUCCCACCACAAGGGGGCGUGCACCCAGCGUCAAAGACCUGGAAACGAGGUCCCUGUAAAAGGUGCCCCCUUCUCCCCUGUUCAGCCAUCUCUAUUCCUGUCCUGUGCUCCCUUCAGCAACAUGCUAUGGAGUCCUCUCCCCCUCCAAGGGGCAGAAAUUCCACCAGAAACUACCAAAUACUUGGAUUCUCUUCCAUGAGAGCAAGCCAGAGCUAUGUCAUGGAAACUGUAGGAUCCCUUGGUUUACUAUAUGGAUGUUGGUAAUGGUAAAACAGAUUUCUACAGACUCAGCCCCUGAGAUCCCAACCCCCACUUUUGUAAAGAUACUUUUGUAAAAAAUGUGCUGCCCAGCAUUAUAAUAAAGGUGGCAGUAUUUUUUAUA